GUGUGUGCGUUCGAACGUCGACCUUAAGUGCCGUUCGAAAGAUCGCUCUCCGACGCGCUUGAUUCUGUCAACUUGGGACAAUCAUGAGGACUAUUUGUUUCGCUCUAUUAUUCUCACUAGGAGCCCUGACCUCGGCGGAUGUACUGAGUUUUCUCGAACCCAGAGAAUCGGAAGUGAUCGCUGUAGUUGAAACGCUCGUCAAUGAGGAGGAACUCAAGGGAAAACCUCUAGCUGUGGUCUUCGUGACGAACCGUUUUACCGAUCCCCAUGCCGAUGCUGUGUCCCAGCUGUUAUCGGGCCGAUCACAGCCUGUUUCCGUGUUCAUUGCCCCUGAAGGGAUACUCAAGGACGUCAAAGGAGGCACAAUACUGGUUUACCGCGAUGGGCGCAGAACUUUCUACCACGGUAUACGUGACGCCGCCACAAUCUUGAAUUUCGUCAAGCUCAUCGAUCAAGCCAGGAUGGUGGCGAUCACCAAUAAGAUUGAUAAGAUGGCAUUCGAGCGCACGAGGGGAACCAAAGUCGUGGGAUACUUCGCAGCCGGUGCAAGUGAGCUCACAGUUUUCGAAGAGGCAGCAAAACUUUUCGGAGCCAAGGUCUCAUUUUUCCUGGUCACAGACGCUAUCGUCGCGAAGCAUUUGAAGCUGAACGCAACGGGACAGAUCAGCCUCGUUCGCCCCUUCGACAAAACGCCGGUUCAGUGUCCUCAGAAUCCAGCCACCCUCGCUGACAUUCAGCGACUGAUUGUGCUAAACAAGGAAACCUUCGUGAAAGUGACACCGAUGAAUGCAAGAGAUCCUUCGUUCAAUAAAAGCCUUUCGCUCGUACUCAUCACCGAUUCCAGUCCUCUAUCAUACCAUCUCCUGAAAUUGGUGUCCAGGAAUCACCGUAAUGGCACCACGAAAGAUCUUCAAACCCUCUGGAUAGAGCUCACGGAAUUCCCGCUUAUGGAUCCAAGCAUUUCACCCCUACAGGGACUAAGCGCCCUCCCAGGUCUAGGAUUCUGGGAUCCGAUCUCCGAUUCCUAUGAAUGGCUCGAUCUUGCGACCCUGAACACUGCACCGAACGAUCAGAUCCAAGAAGAUGCGAAUCUGCUCGCUAUCCAAACCUUCAUCGCUUCCCGUUACCGACCCAACGUCCCAUCCAUAGAUCCAGCCCCAGAAACUGCGAAAAUUGAACUCUAGUAAUCGACUCGAUAUUACUACUAAUGACGGCAUUCCACCGAUCGGGAAGAUUCUCUGUGCGAAGAGAAUCGCGAAUUCCCAUCGCGAGAGUCCAAGAUGUCUCUUCCUCGCAUGGCUUCUUCCGGUGAUCUCGGUGUGCGAUUUCCAGCUCAAAUAAGAGGGGAAACGGUUUUCGGCAGCUCUCUGCUCGGGGCAUCCCAGACAGUCUGCGGAUAAUAAAAUUGG
Molecule: messenger RNA, 1409 nt
Organism: Galendromus occidentalis (western predatory mite)
Lineage: Eukaryota; Metazoa; Arthropoda; Arachnida; Mesostigmata; Phytoseiidae
Product: calsequestrin-2
Exons: 8
Coding region: 84-1184 (366 amino acids)
Biological process (GO): regulation of release of sequestered calcium ion into cytosol
Cellular component (GO): sarcoplasmic reticulum lumen
Molecular function (GO): calcium ion binding
Source: RefSeq, a predicted model, not a curated record